AUGUCUGAAAGUCACUAUCAUUUCAAUGUUGUCAUGUCCUGUCAAGGAUGUUCCAAUGCCAUCAACAGAGUUUUGACUAAAUUAGAGCCUGAUGUGUCUAAGAUUGAUAUUUCAUUAGAGAAACAGACUGUUGAUGUCUACAGUAAGUUGCCCUACGAAACCAUUCACGACAAGAUUGCAAAGACGGGCAAAGAGAUCAAGUCUGGAGAAGUAGUAUAA
This is a messenger RNA of Zygosaccharomyces rouxii, 219 nucleotides long. RefSeq names its product copper metallochaperone ATX1 (gene ATX1). The coding region runs from base 1 to 219 and encodes 72 amino acids. NCBI's taxonomy places the organism in Eukaryota, Fungi, Ascomycota, Saccharomycetes, Saccharomycetales, Saccharomycetaceae. Gene Ontology annotation, biological process: copper ion transport. Gene Ontology annotation, cellular component: cytosol. Gene Ontology annotation, molecular function: copper chaperone activity; metal ion binding. The transcript has a single exon. The record is from RefSeq and is a predicted model, not a curated record.